This is a messenger RNA of Parnassius apollo (apollo), 645 nucleotides long. The record is from the annotation of a GenBank genome assembly. Lineage: Eukaryota; Metazoa; Arthropoda; Insecta; Lepidoptera; Papilionidae.
AUGUCUGUGUGUUGUUCCAGCUAUCGAUGCGGCUUAACUAAUGAAGAUUUAAAUCGUCGUUGGUGCAAGCCGAGUCCUGUUUUACAUCCUUCAAUCUACCACACGAAGGGCCUCAUAGAAUAUCUAGUACGAGUUUGGAAGAAACCACCGUUAGUGUUUUGCGAUUAUCACGGUCACUCGCGCAAGAAGAAUGUGUUCUUCUACGGAUGCGCGGGCGUAGAGAGCUGGUGCAGCAGCGACCGGCUCGCGCCCGACGAACCCGUUAAAUACCUAAUGUUGCCAGCUUUAAUGCACCGCAUAUCUGGCGCGUUUGCGCUCGGCUCGUGCUCUUUCCGCGUAGAGCGCGAGCGUGAGAGCACGGCGCGAGUCACCGUGUGGCGCCACCUCUCCGUCGAGCGCUCCUACACCAUGGAGGCCUCCUUCUGCGGCUUUGACCAGGGACCCUACAAGGGCUACCAUCUGAACACACAACACCUACAGAACGUGGGCGGUGAUCUGUGCGAGGCACUCGGAGGUCUGAGCGAUGGCGCCACCGUCGACAUACAACUGACUAAAGAUCUCAAUGGAGUGAAAGCGGUGGACAGUGAACCGGGAUCUGGUUCAGACAGCGUACUCAAAACAGAUUCCGACGAAGACUUUGAUUAA